AACUAAACGCAAGAUGCUAAAGAGACGAACUACGAGGAAUGCGCACGUGCGCAAAGUCACUCCUGGCCAAUCGUGCCCUUGGGAUUUUAUGGACGGUCUUUCUCCUCCUCGUGCGAGGAAGGAUAAAAAGGCCAUUCCACAGACGCACUCUGGUGUACUUCCCCCGCAUAUGUUCACGAUGCUGCAGCUGCUGACAUUCUUGGUGGAGAAGGUCUCCCUUCUUUUCAAGUUCAAACUCUUUGAGUCCAGCUGGUUAGAAAGCCGGCAGCGGGAGCGCGCUGAGCGGCGCGCUCCAUCGCCACCCCUCCGCAGGGGAGACGUGCUAGAGGUUCCCAGAUCCCUCUUCACUCACUUCGGCAUCUAUUUAGGCGACAACAAAGUAGCUCACCUGAUUCCAGACAUCCUCCCCGUGCUCACGAGCAACGACAAGCUCAUCAGCUCUGUCAUCACAAACGAGAGGCUCAUCCUCGGCUGCAUAUACAGGUGUGCCACGGUGCGCGUAGACACGCUGGAGGACUUCGCGUAUGGCGCCAACAUCCUCGUGAACCACGCUGAUAAGAUGAUGAAGACGCCACCUCUGCCCGACGACACCGUCGCCAAGAGAGCUGAAAAACUCAUAGGAGCCUUUCCGUACAGUUUACUGUGGAGUAACUGUGAACACUUCGUGACGUACUGCAGGUACGGAGCAGCAAGGAGCCGGCAAACAGAGCAGUUCUGUGAGGUCCUGAAAUCAAUCAUCAGGGACCAGCGCACUGUUAUCGUUUCCGGGCUGCUUGGAAUUAUCUCUGUUGUUUACUUUGGUAUGGCACCUUUAACUACAUUACCCACAAUUCUGAUUCCCUUCACUCUCUGGAUGGCUGGUUAAAGGAGCUCAAGGCAAGAAGCCAAUAAAGAAGCCGGGAUGAACUUUUACUUGGCACAGAAGACUUGGCAAAACCUCCCUGGAACACUGAACUCCAGCUUCAUGCUUUGUCGCAGUUCUUUGAUUUUACUGGCCAACAGUGUUUGAUGUAUUAUGUUGUUACUGCGUCAUUAGUUUCUUAUUUUACUCUCAAAAAAUGUGGGGACUAAACUGAUUUCUUUAUUAGAAGAAUACAGUGAGUUAUUUUUGCUAACAUUGAGUCACCACAAAAGUGAGUAUAGAGUGGACUAAAUCAGUAAUAAUGUUGAUGUAUGUAAAUAAAGGUUAUGAA
This is a messenger RNA of Pelmatolapia mariae (spotted tilapia), 1193 nucleotides long. RefSeq names its product lecithin retinol acyltransferase a (gene lrata). Bases 14 to 865 code for a protein of 283 amino acids. Gene Ontology annotation, cellular component: rough endoplasmic reticulum. The record is from RefSeq and is a predicted model, not a curated record. Gene Ontology annotation, biological process: vitamin A metabolic process; retinol metabolic process. The transcript has 2 exons. NCBI's taxonomy places the organism in Eukaryota, Metazoa, Chordata, Actinopteri, Cichliformes, Cichlidae. Gene Ontology annotation, molecular function: phosphatidylcholine-retinol O-acyltransferase activity.